This is a messenger RNA of Andrographis paniculata, 1861 nucleotides long. RefSeq lists its product as uncharacterized. The record is from RefSeq and is a predicted model, not a curated record. NCBI's taxonomy places the organism in Eukaryota, Viridiplantae, Streptophyta, Magnoliopsida, Lamiales, Acanthaceae. The transcript is spliced from 5 exons. The coding region runs from base 414 to 1535 and encodes 373 amino acids.
ACACCAGAACCAGAUCAGAAGAAGACUGACCUCUCUCUCUCUCUCUCUCUCUUACUUACACAGUUACACUGAUAUGUCCAAACACAACCAGUCCUUCCCUUCUAACCUCUUUGGAAAACUCCCCAACUCUCUCUUCUCUCUCUCUCUCCUCCCAAUAACAUAUCUAUCCCACACUCCACGAAGCUCGACCUUUCAUUAUAUUCAACCCAAUUCCUUCUUCAACAACAACAACCAUCGCCCAAUCCCCCACCAUACACAUGCACCUCCUCCUACUGUCAUGAAUAUAUAUAUAUAUACAUACACCACACAUAUCAGUCAUCAAUCAUCAUCGUCAUCAUCGACUGUCACUACCGCUCAACAGAAAUCAAAAGGGAAAACAAAAACAUUUACACUCCAUCUCUGGUUGUUGAUUGAUGGGGUGUCUGGUCUCUCAGCUCGCCGCCAAGUUUGCUUUCUUUCCGCCGUCGCCGCCGACCUAUCAGGUCAAGGAAAGGGCCGACGGCAAGCUCAUUGCUGUCUCCACAACUUCCUCCCUCCCCAUAGCCGCCGUUGACGAUUCCUAUCUCGAUGUCCUCUCUGUCCCCACCAAGCGUGGCAACAAGAUUGUGAUCUUCUACCUCAGAAACCCUUCCGCCAGGCUCACUCUCCUCUACUCCCAUGGCAAUGCUACUGAUCUGGGCCAGCUCCAUGACCUCUUUCUUCAGCUCAAAGCCAAUCUCAGAGUUAAUCUCAUCGGGUAUGAUUACUCUGGUUAUGGAGCUUCAACUGGUAAGCCGAGUGAAUAUGAUACAUAUGCCGACAUAGAGGCUGUAUAUGAAUGCCUGCAAACUGAGUAUGGGAUUAGCCAAGAGGAUUUGAUUUUGUAUGGGCAAUCAGUCGGGAGCGGCCCAACAUUGCAUCUUGCAGCUCAGCUGCCGAGGCUGAGAGGGGUAGUGCUACACAGUGCUAUCCUAUCCGGGCUUCGGGUGCUAUGCCAUGUCAAAUUCAGUUUCUGUUGUGAUAUUUACAAGAAUGUAUACAAAAUUCGGAAGGUGAAGUGUCCUGCACUCAUUAUACAUGGCACAGACGAUGAUGUAGUGAAUUGGUUGCACGGCAACGGGCUAUGGAAAAUGGCAAGAGAUCCAUACGAGCCCCUGUGGAUUAAAGGAGGCGGGCACUGUAACUUGGAGCUCUAUCCCGACUACAUCCUCCAUCUUAGCAAAUUUGUCCGAGAAAUGGAGAAUAUGAACACCAAAGCUCGGCUCAGAAAGAUCCGUCCAAUUCUUCAGCAGAGGUCAAAGCCCGGCUGCUGCACAGGCUCUCUUCACAGAUGCUGUAAGAUCAACUUUGGAAGAAUCAACUGCAAGCGCGCCGACUGUUUGAACCCCAAAUCUUUCAUAAAAUGUUGCUGGCGGCCGAAAUGCCACAAGUGGCGGCCGACAUGCCCUGCGUGGAAGCCCAAGUGCCAGGCGUGUUUUCAGCCGAGCUGCACCAGCUGCUCGUGCCGCUGCACAAUGUGCUCGUGCCUGUGCGCCGCAAAGUGUUCUUGCUGGUGAUGAUUUUAUGCUGCUGUGUUGUCGUCGUCGGAGGUUAUACAGAGAGAGAGAGAGGGUGGAUUUAGGAGAAGCAAAUGGAAAUGGAGGAUGUACAGAAACAGCUCUUGGCUUGGCUAACAUAACAACACCCUUUGCUUCCUCAGUUCUAACGAAUUUGUGAGUUGAGUGAGAAUCUUCUUCUUCUUCUUGUUCUUUGUUCUAGUAGUUUCUGGAAAGUUUAAACCUUGUACAAUGCAUUUGUUCCUGGAACUAUUUAUUAGUGCAACUCUUGUAAAAUAAUCUCACUUCUCUUUUUACUGCCAUAGUCCACUUUCUACUUUUCUUAA